Messenger RNA from Prunus avium (sweet cherry), 1294 nucleotides. NCBI's taxonomy places the organism in Eukaryota, Viridiplantae, Streptophyta, Magnoliopsida, Rosales, Rosaceae. The record is from RefSeq and is a predicted model, not a curated record.
UCCCUCCUUCCUCUUCCGCCUCCCACUCACCCUCUCUGAUCUCUCUCUCUCUCUCUCUUCCUUUCUCCUCCAUCCAAUUUUGACCCAACUCUCCCGCAGCACCCCCGACCACAGAUAAUUGGGUUAAGUUGAAGCCAUGGCUGCUGCUGCUGAUGAUGCGCAUGGCCAGCUCUUUCGUUAAAUAGCCAGGCAUGGCCAUGCCUCCUCCUCGCGGCCUCAUACCAUUCUACGCCAAUCUACUCGAAGCCUGCUCUUUGUCUAAGAAUCUCCAAACCGUCAAACAGCUCCACGCUAAAACCAUAAGACUCUGCAUUUCCCGCCACGACUUCAUUCGAACCAAGCUCGUUUUCUCCUAUGCCUCCUGUGCCCAACUGAACCAGGCCAACCUCCUCUUCUCCUUCUGCAAUCGCCAAUCGACCUUCAUCUUCAACACCCUCAUUCGAGCCCAUUCGUCCCAAGGUUUGUUCUCUCAAUCUCUGUCCAUUUUUAUCCGCAUGCUUGCUGCCAUUAAAGCCUUUGACCGCCAUACCUUGCCUGUGGUUCUCAAAUCUUGUGCUGGGUUAUUGGCAUUGAGGCUUGGGAAGCAAGUACAUGGAGCCAUAUUCGUGAAUGGGUUUGCCUUAGAUUUGGCGAACUUGAAUGCGUUGAUCAGCAUGUAUGCCAAGUGUGGUGACUUGGUUGGUGCGCGUAAAGUGUUUGACGGAAUGCUCAUAAGAAAUGAGAUUUCUUGGUCAGCAAUUUUGGCUGGGUAUGGAAUGCAUGGAGUGUUUGGUGAGGUAUUUGAAUUGUUUGAUAGGAUGGUGGAGGCAGGAGAGAGGCCGGAUGCAGUGACAUUCACUACGAUUUUGACAGCGUGUAGUCAUGGCGGGUUCACAGAGAAGGGGAGGGAGUAUUUUGGAAUGAUGGAGCAGAGGUUUGGGGUGAAGCCCAGGUUGGAGCAUUAUACAUGUAUGGUGGAUAUGUUAGGCAGGGUGGGACGGGUGGAGGAGGCAGAGGAGUUGGUUUUGGGGAUGACAGUGGAACCAGAUGCGGCAUUAUGGGGCGCGUUGUUGGGUGCUUGUAGGAUUCAUGGGAAGGUAGAGGUAGCUGAGAGAGUGGAAGAGAUGCUCUAUGAAAGGCGACUUGGUGUAGCAUCUCUUUGAGGCAUUUACAGUGAAGUUCUUGCAAAAGGCCGGCAGUGAGUUCGGUUGCUCAUGAUGCUAAGUUUGCUUUCUCAAAUCUGUCAGAACUGAAAUUUGUUGGUAAAAAGCCUGUGUACAGUGUAUUCCUCAGGGGGUUAGUUAGUUUCUAGUUA